ACUCUUGGCAUGCAGGACAAGGCUGCCGCUUCAGUCGUAAUUCAAUUCACAUGAGGCGAAGUGAUGGCAUUUGCUACCUGCCCAUCAGCAGACUGCUCGAGAUGACACAGAGGCCAGAUCACGGUCUGUUCAAUAUCGUUGACAGAGAUGGAUGCUAUCGUCGAGAACAAGGGCGUUCUGUUCCCAGAAGUCUUCGCUCAUCUUGCCGCUGUGGAAUCCGAGCCACAGACACAACUACUGGAUGAGGAUCUCUUAAAACGAGCAGAACGUUCUCUAGACCUGUCGACUCCUAAAGAGCUUCUAUGGCGACUCCUAGAAACCGGAGAAAGGCUGCUUCAAAUUCUGCAACAGGACCCUAGACCACUUACACGGCUUCUCGAACGCAAUGUAUCACUCCUGCCUUUUGACGAGUUGAAAGCCACAAUCUCUGCCGAGAAGCUCGAGGAAGGCCUCAAUUCUCCCUCCGCUCCUGUUCAACUUCUUUGUUUGGCAUAUCUACGCAAGGUUGCAGAAUCACCCAGCGGAGCGUCGUUUGUGGCGGCAAGCUCAAGUCUAGUGCAAUGCUUGAUCACAAUUUGGCUCUCGUCCGAAAGCACCGAGGUCGCGGAGAGGUCUUUAGAAAGCAUUGAGGCUUUACUCGCUGUCGACAGCCAUGACAGCAUCACGGUGCUAGCUACAAAUGGUGGUCUAGGUGAAGCACAGGGUCAAGGGCUUUUAUGGCGGAGAGUGUUCACAGACCCCGACGUCUAUUCGAUACUGUUUGAUUGGACCUCACUUAGGAUCUCCAAGCGCGGCAUCAAAACCAAGCAGGGCUUGCACCUUGUCACGAUCUCGCAAGCAAGACUUUAUGAUUUUAUCGCGAGACUAGCACAUUACAACUGGGCUGCCAUAUCAACUUCCACUCUGCCUGCUGUUGAGACACGAUAUGUCCCGGAGAAUGACGACAGUCAACCUGUUGGAGGUUUAUUACUUUAUGCGGCUUCUCAUAUGAUUGACACAUCUGAUGUUCUUAUGAAGGCACUGAGACAGGAUUUCUUCAUGAGGCUUCUUGGGGCGCUCGAAGAGAACAACUGCCAGAAUGUACCGCCACAGCAACUCGAAGCAAUUCAACAGGAAGCUGGUGUUGACCCAACCAAACAUGCAGAAGAUGUUGGCAUGCAUUUGUGAUCUUCAGUUUCUUCUGGUCACCUUUGAGGCGACCAGAAAGGUCACAGUCAGCGAAGCCGCAAGCAGCCACUGGAGCUGGAGGUAAUGGAGCACAACACGGCCUUAAUGGCCUUGAGCUUCAUGUUCUCUUGAACUAGUUCUGACUGAUUGGCAGACUGGAUGAGACGGAAAUGCGAAAGGCCACGACCAAGCAACAUCCAGAUUCGUCAAAAACACCAUGAUUCUUGUCUAGCCCACCACUGCAGCCACCAAUACACCUUGAAGAUGCGAAUGUCAGCAAGGCACAUAAUGCAGA
Molecule: messenger RNA, 1462 nt
Organism: Exophiala viscosa
Lineage: Eukaryota; Fungi; Ascomycota; Eurotiomycetes; Chaetothyriales; Herpotrichiellaceae
Exons: 1
Coding region: 148-1167 (339 amino acids)
Source: RefSeq, a predicted model, not a curated record